This is a messenger RNA of Passer montanus (Eurasian tree sparrow), 396 nucleotides long. RefSeq names its product phosphofurin acidic cluster sorting protein 1-like. The record is from RefSeq and is a predicted model, not a curated record. Lineage: Eukaryota; Metazoa; Chordata; Aves; Passeriformes; Passeridae. Gene Ontology annotation, biological process: protein localization to plasma membrane. The annotation marks the transcript as partial. The transcript has 3 exons. Gene Ontology annotation, molecular function: transmembrane transporter binding.
CCCCCUCCAUGGCCGGGGGGACCCCCGGCCCCUCGGGGGAGGCGCUGGGGCUGCAGGUGGAUUAUUGGGGGGGGGUCGCCCCCCCCGAGCGGCGGCGGGGGGAGGGGGAGCGGCGCGAGGGGGGGGGUCCCAAGAGCAGCCUGAGGGGCACCUUCCGCUCGCUGCUGGUGACGCGGCUGCCGCCCCCCGGGGACCCCCCCGGAACCACCCUGGCCAUGACCCUGGUCAGCCGCGAGAAGAACAAGAAGGUUCCCGCCCUGUUCAAGCGGCCCCGCGAGCCCGACCGGAGCCGGGGGGUCGAGGGGAUCACGCGGCUGAUCUGCGCCCCCCGCCCCCCGCCCGCGCUGCUCAGCGGUGCGUGGGGGAGGGGCACCCAUGGGGGAGGGGCACCCAUGG